CAAGCUUAUUGCAUUUCAUUGAAGAUCAAAACAAGAUCACAUCAACAACGGGAAUGAUUGUGCGGUAGCCUUUGCUUCAAACCCUGCCGGCGGCAGACAGGAAGCAAUAUAAUCAACGAACAUGGAGUCCUCGAGAGUGUUCGUCAAGAAUCUGCCACCGACCAUUUCGGAGGCCGAGUUUCGCAACCACUUCUCUGCCCAGGGUCGCGAAGUCACCGAUGUCAAGCUCUUCUCUAACCGCCGCAUCGGCUUUGUUGGCUACAAGUCGCAUGAAGAUGCUGCAAAGGCCGUCAAGUACUUCAACAAAACCUUCAUCCGGUUGUCUAGGAUAUCUGUCGACUUGGCCAAGCCGAUUGCAGACUCAAAACCGAAAUUGCCAGCCGCAAAGGAUGAGCAGCGUCAUGAUGGCGCCGGCAUUUCCUCUCGCAAGCUUGACGGCACCGGCGUAGACCAAACCGAUGACGAGAAAUCAAAGAAGAGAAAGAGGGAGGCACUUGAGGAGGCGGAUCCCAAGCUGCAAGAGUACCUUGAGGUUAUGGGACAUCCGGUCAAGAAGCCCCGUGACAGGGAAGUGGUUGGCACCGGUCAAGAGGCUGAUUCGGUAGCCGCCGUCCCCCCUGCCGUCAUUGAGGCGGGCGAGAGCGACGACGAGUAUGAGGAUAUCCCCUCGCUCAAACCGAAAGGGGGGCCCAAAGGGGAUCCCGCUCCUGUCGAGGCCGCACCCACAGCUGUGCCAGAUGGCGAAGGCCCUACGCCGGCAGCAGGAGACGUACGCGUGAGGGAGGUGCCGAAGGUGGCUGCAGACGCGACAGAUGAUGACUGGCUCCGGUCAAGGACAAAUCGUCUGCUUGACCUCGUGGAUCCUGAUGACCCAGAGUUUGCUGCGCGGGCAGUUCCAUCGGCCCCCGCAGCCGCGACCACCCAUGCACCCGAGCCAAAAGAUUCGGGACAUGUUGAAACAACCACCAAUACUGAUGGCCCCAACCAGGGCGCACCCGUGCCAACUGAGGAUACCGAGGACGCCAUAAAGCAAAUCGAAAAGACUCGCAGGCUGUUCUUGCGGAAUCUCAGCUACACCGUCACAGAGGAUGACAUUCAAGAGCACUUCUCCAAGUUUGGGGCUCUGGAAGAGGUAAAUCUUCCGUUGGAUAGCCGGGGCCAAGGCAAGGGUUUCGCCAUGAUCCGCUAUGAGCAGCCGGCUGCCGCGGUCGCGGCAUUUCAGACAGACGGCUCGAUCUUUCAGGGCCGAAUAAUACACAUCAUCCCUGGUUCGGCGAAAAGGGAGAAGAAACUGGAUGAAUUCGCACUUUCCAAGCUGCCCCACAAGAAGCAGCAGCUUCUCAAGAAGAAGGCCGAGGCAGCGUCUAGCACCUUCAACUGGAAUUCGCUCUUCAUGAGCCAAGACGCUGUCAACACAGCCGUGGCAGAACGUCUCGGUAUUUCCAAACACGAGCUCCUGGAUCCCACGGACGCGUCUGCUGCCGUGAAACAGGCAGUUGCGGAGACCACGGUGAUUCAAGAGGCUAAAGCCCACUUCGCCGCCCAUGGGGUGAAUAUCGAGGCGUUCAAGUCGCAGCAGCGAGGCGACACUGCGAUCCUCGUCAAGAAUAUCAAGAACGCCUCGAUCGAAGAAUUGAGAAACCUCUUUGAGGAGCAUGGUUCUGUGGUGAGGGUUCUGAUGCCGCCGAGCGGUACCAUCGCCAUCGUCCAGUUUGGACAGCCGGCGGCUUGCCGAGCCGCCUUCGCCAAGAAGGCGUACUCACGGUUCAAAGAUUCAGUGUUGUUUCUGGAGAAAGCCCCCAAAGGAUUGUUCGUAGACAAUGCGGCCCCGCCUCAGGAACCUCAGGAUCGCCCUGCUGGCGUUCAGAAGCCCUCGGUUGCCGAUCUGCUGGAGCGCCAUGACGACGAGGAUCAGCAACUCGAGACGACCUCUCUGUAUGUCCGUAAUCUCAACUUCUCAACCACCGCCGAGGGCUUGACCAAUGCCUUCAAACACCUGGACGGGUUUGUGAGCGCCACGGUCAAGACCAAAAAGGAUCCCAAGCGGCCGGGUCAGGUGCUCAGCAUGGGUUUCGGAUUCUGUGCCUUCAGGACCAAAGAGCAGGCUCAAGCGGCUCUGAAGGUCAUGGACGGCUAUGUGCUGGACGCGCAUAAGCUUUCCGUAAAGGCUUCGCACAGGGGCCAUGACGCCGCUGAAGAACGCAGGCGUGAAGACCUUGCCAAGAAAGCAGCGGCGCAGCGGACAAAGAUUGUCAUCAAGAACCUUCCAUUCGAGGCAACCAAAAAGGAUGUGCGUGCCUUGUUUAGUGCUUAUGGCAAACUGGUUGCACUUCGCCUCCCGAAGAAGUUCAACUCGAUGUCGCGCGGCUUCGCAUUUGCCGAGUUCGCCACGGCCAAAGAGGCGCUUAACGCUCUUACUGCACUCAAGGACACUCAUCUUCUGGGACGCCGGCUGGUUCUCGACUUUGCAGAGGCUGAUGAGGUUGACCCAGAAGAGCAAAUCAAGGCCAUGGAGAAGAAGAUCAGGGGACAGGUGAACAAAGUCACAUUACAGAAGCUCACGGGAGAAGGGAGGAAACGGAUCAACAUCGGGGAUAAAGAUGAGGAUGAGGCAUGACAGCACGAAGAAUCGAUCUCUAGAUAGAUCUUGGAUCAUCAGAGACAAAGAAGGACCAGUACCCUCGAGAGUUAACUUAUUUUUGGUGGCUAUGCCGCCCUUGCCGAGGAGGCGUUGUCCAUAUCCCUGCGGUUCCCUUUGCAGAACCCCCCACCUCUGCCCUGUUGAAGAAUACCCGGCCAGCCUUUCACGCCUUCCCAUUGCG
Messenger RNA from Thermothelomyces thermophilus ATCC 42464, 2822 nucleotides. RefSeq lists its product as uncharacterized. The record is from RefSeq and is a predicted model, not a curated record. The transcript has 3 exons. Lineage: Eukaryota; Fungi; Ascomycota; Sordariomycetes; Sordariales; Chaetomiaceae. The coding region runs from base 122 to 2617 and encodes 831 amino acids. Gene Ontology annotation, molecular function: RNA binding.